Messenger RNA from Notodromas monacha, 2210 nucleotides. Lineage: Eukaryota; Metazoa; Arthropoda; Ostracoda; Podocopida; Cyprididae. The record is from the annotation of a GenBank genome assembly.
AGAUGUUCCAGAACGUCUUGUGAUAACCGCGCAAUUCGUGUUACUUAAUUAAAGGUGACCCAGUUGCUCAGAGGUGUAUUGGAAUAUGGCCUUGACCUUUGUUUCCAUCUUGCUCUUCCGUCUCUCAAUGCUUCUGAUUUGUGGAGCCGAAGACAACCUUGACAAAGUUGAGUGGAUGGUGUAUCAACCAUUAGCAGUGAACUUGACGUGUUUCAGGAAGUUGAACGGGACAAAUGAAGCCGGAUGUGGCUCCCAGCGCCGCGGAAAUGUUGGAGUAGUGCACGUCGUGAGUGAGGAUAAUCUUGAAAAGGACGUGGAUUGGAUAUUGUAUUCUGGCCCAUCCCCACCUUAUUCUGUUGCGAUGGACUGGCAUCUCGUAUCGACAGAUCUGGUCGAUAAGUUAGGCAGCUCCAAGCGAGUCAACGGCUUAUUAUUUUUUCAAGUUCAUGGUGAGAGUGAAAGAAAUGGUGGGAUCUCAGGGUAUACCGAAGACGACGCUAGUCCGAACUUCCGGUCAGGUUUAUAUGAACCCGGUAGUCCGUAUUAUGGACACAAGUGGAUUGUCAAUGGUACGGGCGUUUCGUGGCGGAAUUGGAAAAUCCCCAUCGCUAUUAUGCAGGAUAACUCUAGUCGAAGUCAACUGAUACAUGAGUGCUUUGAAAAGUUCAACAAACCGGUGACAUACAAGGAAAAUAGCAUUGGUCCUUUGUGUGCGAUCGAAUUCACCAGCCGAAUGUACGCUGCCAAAGAUACGCCGACUUGCUUGCGUCGAACAGAUGCUCCCUUUAUAUUAUCUCCACGAACUGCGAAUCAAUGUCAUGCGCUGGAGUCACUCAACAUUCAUUCCCCUAUCGUUGCCAAAGCGCAGCCGUUCGUAUAUCCAGAUGGAUCAGUGACAGUAAUCGCUGCUCGGAUGGAUACGACUGCCAUGUUCGAGCACGUGGGUCCGGCUUCCGACUCAGUCGUGACUUCGAUUGUUAGCUUUAUGGCGAUUGCCGAAUCCCUGAGUUCUAUCCGAACAGAGUUGGAGAAACUGAACGAGUUCGUCCAUUUGAUGCUCUUCAAUGGGGAAUCGACGGAGUAUAUCGGGUCCAGUAAGAUGGUGUAUGACAUGGAGAACAACGCCUUUCCGUCCGUUGCGAGCACUGAUCCGUCGAUGAAUGCAAUGGCUCUCAUGAAGAUAAAUCAUAUCGGUCGUUGGAUUGAACUGGACCAGGUCGGGACGGGGGAUCCCAAGAAAUUAUUUGUCCAUUUCGAGCCAACUUCUCAAAGCGACGCCUCAGUUAAUCAGAAAACCAGUGAGCUGAAAACUAAACUGAAAGAUGCUGCGACAGGCUCGGGUUUGGUUGUCGAGGAAGCUAGUAGUGGAACAUCCGGUCUUCCUCCUAGUUCAUUGCACACUUUCUUGAAGAACAACAAGAAAAUUGCUGGGGUUGUUCUUUCCGGUUACAAUGACCGGUUUGUCAAUCAGUACUACCACAGCUUUAAGGAAACACCCGAAGCAACUUUGAAUUACUCGUGUGGUACUGAUACAGUUCAUGAGGACUUGUUGAACAGACUGGAAACAGUAUCCACAAUUGUGGCGAAAGGUCUAGCCAAUCUUCUCGGAGUAGCACCUCCUGCGUCCCCCAACCGAGAUAAGAUGGCCGCCAUGUUGGAUUGCUAUUUGUGCGAUUCCAAUUGUAGCUUAUUCUUCAACAUUUCAUCGCAACGUUAUCGACCCAGAUUGAUGCCUGGCGUACCAUUUCCCUUGUAUACAUCUGUGGGAAAUUUGGCAGGAUUUGUUUACGAUGUUGUGAACUUCACACGACGAUUACUUGUGUCGAUUCUGGGAAGUGAAGUUCCGAAUGUUUCGCAGAAAGAAUGCAAGCAGAGCGAAAAUGACGUGGUUAUGACUGGAAUCAGAACAAUUAUUCCACCUGGACUGAGAGUUACUCCGGCAUUCCAACGGCAAGAAUAUUCAUCCUUCCAUCGACUGAGCAAGAAGUAGGUAUUUUAAUAUCUGGAAUAGGUGUGACAUUAAUUUCACUCCUUACCGCGUUGUUCUGUGUCCAAAGAAGAGAUGUAAUUUAUAGUUCUCAAUCAUAAUUUCCAAUCGUUGAUCGGCGAAGGCUGUGAUAAUCUUUUUUUUAAACUAUUCAUUUCGUUCCUUCUGUCGUUGUCUUGCUCGCUAUUGUCUGUGACCUCAGAAAUGAAAGGUUUUCCAAUUA